GGGAGAAGGGAAUGCCCGAAAUCGGCCUUGGCGAUGGCCCAACCCACCAUCAUCACAGCGCGGCAGCUGGAAUCUCGACUUCCCCAUCGCCCCGACCGCUGAAAAAUACCCUCCGCCCAUGAGCCCAAGUCCGUCCGCCCCGCCAAUUCGCGACCCCGCAAGGCAAAACCCCGCCCUCUCUGCCCUGCUCCGUCAAUUGCAUCGCCCCCCAUUGGACGCAGGGGCCCAAUUCCCUCGCAUGGGGGGCCGCCUGCAGUUUGCGUGAUUGCGCCUCCCCCGCCCUGGUCCGGUGUCACCAACCUCCAUGCUGCAGGUUGAGAUUUGUUCGGUAGUUUACUAUAGGGGCUGGACUAAUGUAGCAAAAGAUAGGAAUAGAUUAGAAGAAGAAAGACUGAAUAAGAGAAAAAAGGAUUGAGGAGAUCCUGGAUGGGCAACAAGGUCCUGAGCGCUUGGUCAGUGCAGAGCCAGAUCCCAUGGGCGCUGUGGCUGGCACUGCAGCUGCCAUAAAUAAUAACGAGCCUUCACCGCGUGGCUCCGCAAUUGAAAUAGCUCAAGCUGAAUUGAGGUGCGAUAUUUCACCUCUUUUCAUAACGCUGGUCCAUUCUUUCAACCAUGCCUUCGCGUACUAUGCGUGCCCUCCUUCAUAAGCGGUCUGUCGAGAAUAAGUGUAGAUCAAUGAAAAAAGUUCUUUUACCACCUUCAACUCAGGCGAGAUCUUGCUGUUCGAGAGGAGCGCAAGAGGGAGCUGGAGGUCUUGGAAAAGAGAGGGUGGGAUAGGCUUGAGGCAGAAUUUGACUGCUAAUGGGGAUGCUUCUGCUUCAAGUCAACUAAUUGUGCUAGGAGGAGAUCCAGAUGAAGAUGAUUGUGAAAUACCACUUGGUUUGAGGAAUUAUUUAGACAAUCCGAACUUGAUUGCAAGACAAGAUCAAUCAGGACCCGAAUUGGAUCGCCUAUAGAAAUGGCUCAAUAUCUGAAAAAGAUGGUGAAUGUGUAGCUGGGAGUGCUUUGACAAGUAGUGUGGAAUUUGAGCACGAGAAUGAACCCAUAGCAAGGUGUGGAUUAUCGUUGAACCAGCAUGCAGCAGAAGCCAGCUGUGAAGAUCCAAUUUCGUCUUAUAUGUCUGUACAGUCGACUAAUUUGUGGGUCGAUCCACAUGUUGAUAGUGAUGGGGAAGAACGAAUAUGGCAAUCCGUAGCUAGUGAAGGUCGCGUCGAGCAAGUUGAAGGUUCAAUUGCUCAUGUACAAAAAAUUGGCGAGCUUGGAGACGCUGAUGCUCUACCUGCUCGGCAUAAUGUAGAGGAUGUAUCAAUUAUAGAAGCAUCUGUGGGUAAUUCCUUCAGAACUAGGGUGGAAGAAGGGAUAACUGGAAACCAAUCUCAUCGAAUAGAAAAUAAAGAAAGGCUUGUCUCCAUGGAAAAGGAUAACAGCAGGUACAAAGUGGGAGCUAACCUAGAUGGUCUAUCAAGAGCUGUUGGCGGAGUCAAUGUUUUGCAUGCUAACACCAGCACAGAUGUUCCCGGUGGCGCUACUUUACUUAUGCGUGCCGGGUUGGUCAAAAAGAAUGCUGUCUCGAGGGCAGGAAAUCAUAUCAGAUCAGCAACCAGAGAUAGGUUAGGACAAGAGGAGAAAAGGGCUGGUGUUUAUCACGUAAGAAUCAAAUAUGAAGACGGAGUCGGUGAGAAUAGGGCAAGGCCUUUUGCUACAGAUGCGGAACUAGGUUGUCAGCACACUAGUGGUGCUCCAAGUUCUCAAGAAGAACUUCGGGCGGAAGGACAAGCUGGUGCUGUCGUCGGUGGUGUUCCAAGAGCACUUUCGCGGUUAUCCGGAGUCUCUGCCUCAUCAAAUUGCAUAUAUCCUGGAGUAAGAAUCCCUUGGAAUAAAGGACAAGGUCCGUUAUCACAAAUGGGAUCGGAGGGACGUAAGACAGGAGUGCAAGUAAAAGCUAACGAGGCGCGUGCAGACUUCAUUCUAGCGGAGGCCCAGAACCUCAAGGUCAAGAAGAAAUUCAUUGGGGACUGGCAUUCUAUGGAAAAGUCUUCUGAGCCCGCAAGACGAAAAACCCAUUGGGACUUUGUGCUGGAGGAAAUGUGCUGGUUGGCAAAGGACUUUUUCCAGGAACGAAGGUGGAAGAUUGCGAAUGCUGCUCGCAUCUGUCACAGUGUUGCUUAUGAGAGGAACAAAAAUGAGUAUCUGGCGUUGGACUCCGUGAAUAGACAGCGUAAUCGAGCAAGCUUUUUAGCGCUUGCUGUGAAUAAAUUCUGGCGCAUGGCUGAGGCAUCGUUGACGAAAAGGAAAGGUGGAUGGGUUCAUGACAAAAGUGGGAAAAUAGAAUUUUGCAGGAAUGGCAAAAACGAGGGCGAAGCUGUUCCAAUAGACGUUGACAUUCCUGAUCCCGCCUUGAGAGAGGCUCUGGACAAGUCCGAGAAGUUGAAGAAAAAGAAUCUGUACGGUGUUGAGAGAUAUGCCGUAGAUUAUUUGAAAGCCAGCGGUUGUGGUCGAAUGGCACAAGCUGUAGCUUCUGUUUCUCACAAGCUAUAUUGGGAAUGCAAUGGCAUUCUAUAUUUUAAUGAUCAGGAACGAUUUUCCAAGGAGCCGUUGUACUACAAUGUACCAUCUGGGGCUGCGGAAGCUUGUAGAGUUUCUAUUGAAAUGGAGAGAACAAGGGCUGAAGUGGAGUAUGAAGCGAAGCGUGUAGUAGCGGUUGCUGAAGCAGAGGCGCCGGCCGCUGGUGAAGCAUCUGGAGAAGUUUCCCUGGGAAUUGAUUUUGGGUUUUCGGACUUUCUUGUGGAUGGAGGCUCUCAAGAAGACGAAUUUCAGACAAAUUAUAUGGGUGAAGGAGGUCAUGCGCGCAUUUACAAAAAGAAACGGAAGAAGAUUCUCAAAAGCAAUACCGGAUCAAAGAUUGAAGGGAUUGAACUACAAGGACUUGCUUACCAAUCCUCAGAUAUGUCUACUCCUGACCGGAAUGUUGUCACCGGAAAGCGGUCAUUACCCGGAGAAUCGGGACCCAACAAUGCUCCUGGAAGCAUUCCAGUUAAGCGGCAACGUUCAUCAGCCAUCAACCUCCGACCACGUGCCAGUCACUUGAGCAUCUCACCAGGUACGACAGGGGUGUUAUCUCGCACGGGACCAGGCUCACAGAAUCAGCAAGAAGGUGAAAGUUUUGGCAUGUUGGAUGGUUCCAAUAGAUCAGACUCUGCCAAUGAUACUUCCAAUAGCAAAACGCACAGGAUUGGUGAUGUGGGUGGUUUUAUUACAAACAAGUGGAACAAAAAGCAGAAUCCGAAGACUUUUCCAGAAUUGUCUAAUUCAAGAUCUUUUGAAGGGGGAUUUCCUGCAGGACCACCUGAAAAGAGUGCCGAUGAAGAUUCUCAUGAACUUCUAUAUCAUGAGCAGAUAAAACGUAAAGGAGAAACAAAUUGGUCAUUUGUUGUAACUUCAUCAGAUGCGAGCCUAGGAACACCGACAGAUACACCAGAAACGCCAGGAUCACAAAGUCUUUCAGGGCAACAGAAUGUGAAGAAACAAAAGUCAUCGAAGCAGAGUGAGACCGAUGCUGAGACAGCUACCCCUGCCCCAGCACCUAAUCCACCCACCCUGCAGCAACCGCCUUCUUUACCAAGUGCGAACAAAUUAUCGAAGCAAAGCAGUAUGCGGGACCGUAAUAGAAGGCUUCGGUUAAACAAAGUUCCUCCGAGUACACCGAUUGGUGUUGGCACGCCUUGGUCAGCUAGUGAAGAUCAAGCAAUUCUUGCCCUAGUGCAUGAUCUCGGUCCCAAUUGGGAAUUAGUGAGUGAUGUGUUGAGCUCAAAUUCUCAAAUAAAGGGUAUUUACCGAAGACCCAAUCAAUGUAAGGAGCGACACAAAUCUUUGACGGAGAGAUCCAAUUUAGAUGGGAUGGAAAGUCCAGAGGAUUCAAAUUCUUCUCAGCUACAGAGUUUGAAAGGGAGUGUUCAUGGAGGUACACGUGUUCAUGGAACACCAGAGGAGGAUAGUCUAAAACAUCUGGAGUGCAUUGUUCAACUCGUCCUGAAGUAUCGUGCCCGAAAGAGCUCGAGUGAAAAUGAAGAUCAAAAAACUUCAGCUGCCCAGCAUCCAUCUCAUGGAAUCGCUAUUUCUCAGUUUUGCGCUGGUGGCCCCCUCAAUCCUUUGGAGUUAUGUGAUCGGGUUGCAAAUAAUGGGGAUGCGAACUCACACUCAUACCCCAUCCAGCCUGUACAGGGCAGUGGGUUAGGACCUUCGUUGAUGCCUGGCUCUGCGAUGAGACCACCAUCAGCAGGGUUACCUUCUGUGUUACCAGGCUCUGCUGGUUUACAUUUGGGUCAAUCUCCAGUUUCUUCCUCUGCUGCCAUGAGUGCUGCAGCUGCACGAGAUGCACAGCGAUUCACCACGAGGUUAUCCCCUGGAGAAGCCACACGUUUGCGAAUGGCUGCAAACAACAUGUCAGCCUACAACGCGCGCCGUUUACAGCAGCAGGCUGCUUCUGUUACUGCAGGAUUACCUAUUCUUACUGGUUUGCCAAACCCAAAUGAUCUUCCCAUGCUUCCCACAAGCACUGGGGCAAUGAUGGGUGCUCUAAGCCGUGGCUUGUCAAUGCCGAGACCUGGUUUGUCCAGUAUGGGAUCGCCAGUGAUUUCUAAUAUCGUUCCAGCUGGUCUUGGUGGCAUGGUGCCUCCACCAGGAACCCUCUCUUCACCUAGUAUGUCGAGGAGAACUGCCAAUCUGCUGAACAUGCUGCGGGUGGGUGGGUGCACAGAAGAUCAGCGAGUACUGAUCUUACAACAAUUACAAUUACUUGCGCAACAAGGUGAUAAUCAAGCUGCAGCUGCUUUCUCAAAUUUGGGCGGCGACAUGGCUACUAUGAUACCUUCCUCGCCCCAGUCAUUCUCCCCUCAACAUCAUUCGAUUCAGUUGCAACAGCAUCAACAGCAGCAAGAUCAGCAGCAGCAACAACAGCAGCACCACCAGCAACAUCAUCAACAACAACAAGCUCAGCAACAACAGCAACAGCAGCAAGUUCAAAAUCAGCAACGAAAUCAACAGAUGCAGUUGCAAGGAAACCCUACCCAGGCUUAUUACUCAGCAGCAGCUGCUGUCCGUAUGAAAGAACAACAAUAUCGGCAGCAGCAUCAGCAGAAGCAGCGGCUCAUGGGAACCCUUCCACCUACUCAAGCCCAAUAUAUGCUGGUGUCACCCCAUGUGCAAAACCUUCCUGCUCAGCAGUUGGGCUCUAAGUCCCAUAUGUUGUCCCAACAACCGCAACGCACCCAUUUAGGUCAGCAGCAUCAGGGGUCUGGUCUUUCGUCCCAGUCGUCUCAGCCAGCUUUGAGUACAUUAAAUCUGCAGUCUUCCUCAGCUUCACCAACUGCAACAGGGCAGUCUAACUCUUCUGCACAGCAGAUGCCUCUACCACAGCAGAACCAAUCUGUUGUGCAGCCGGGAGAGGCUACUGGGUCAGCCAAACCUCCACAAGGAAAGCAGCCACAGAAGUACCCGACGCAGACCUCACAAAUUAUGCAGCAUCAUCAGCAACACCAGCAGCAUACUGUAAGAAAUUCUAAGGGGCCUAUGCGAGGAGCCAUAAUGCAGAAUCUCCCUUCACAGACUGGACAACAAAGUCCUAAUAACUUGAGUGGUGGAAGUAAUCAGCCAUUAAAUGAGACUCCUGGGCACAUGCUAAUUCAGCCACAAUUGGGACAGGUGCAGGCUGGGAAGGCAUCUUCAGGGUCUCAUCCCUCUGGUUCAUCUCAAUCUCAUGGAAGUUUGGCACAAGGAGGCACCCCAUCAUGUUCUGGAGUCUCUCAAAUUAAGGGACUUCACCAAUCUCAAACACAGCCGCAGCAGGGUGGUGUUCCUGAUCAACAGCAGGGGAGUUCAAUUCAGAUAGCUACCCAAGUUUCUCUCCCGCAGUCAGGCUCGUUACCAACUUCCAGCGAACAAUCACAAGAGCCCUUAGCUACGCCUUCGGCGCAACAAACGCAGCAAAUGCAGCGACGUCAGAUGCCUCAGCCCCAACAACCACAAAGAAGGUUACAAAGUCGACAUCUUAGUGCGACUCCUUUGGUUAUGCCCAUGCCAGGGCAAUUGGGAAAGACAGGAAUGCAGCAGACGAACCAAGAUGUUUCUCCGCAGAUGGUCAACCACAACCCUUAUCAACUGGGUGGAACAGCUAUGAUUGGAAAUCCUAUGAGCAUGAGCAGCCCUAAUUCACAUGUUGUGUCCCUUCCAUCUACACUUAAUUCAAGUACGAUUGGAGCACAUUCUACGCAGUGGAAAUCUAGUCAAUCCAAUAAUCCUCUCACUGGUGGACUAUACAAUUUGACGAGGGCGAAUAGUCCAGGGUCAAGCCAAGUCUCAACAAUGGUGAUCUCUGGUCCGCAGUUGCCGACUUUUGCUGGAACCGCCGCUGUGCCAACUCUUUCUACCUCUGGAAUUCAUGGUGUACCCACAGGGAGUGUACCACAGAAUCUUGCUGGUAAGCAAUGCCUUUCUAACAUAGUACUAAAUCAGAAGAUUGGCGUAAACCCAGGGGUGAAUGGGAGGGUCCUUUCAGGCGCACAACAGCCAACCUUGUCUGGGCAGCGUAGUCAGCAAAAUGGUUCAGUGGUAAUUUCUUUACCUUCGGGAAACUCACAAAUGACAGCACCUGGCUCUUCAGCAUCCACUGGUGGCUCGCCGACUUCAGGAGCAGGUGUCCCUCCUCAAGGAGAAGGCCUGCUUGUACCAGACACGAGAGACUCAGCACCUGGUUCAAGUCAUUCUGCAUCCAGUCCUAUGUUGAUAGACAAUGGGCAGGCACGCCAGUCUGGAGGGGUGAUUUUGUCAUCACCUAAAACUUCGGUUCCUCGAAAACCUGCUGUGUCUGCAGCGACAGCUGCUAGUGAUGGCAUCUCUUCUGGGAGCACGGUGUCUUCUACUACUUCUGGUCCAGGUCCUCCCAAUACGGAGGCAACUCCAGCUUCAUCUUUCUAGCCCAUGGCUCUCUGCGCUUUGUAUGUGUAGCUUUGAAUUAAUCUACAUGCACAUUGCCGCCUGUAAUCACAGCAGGUGUUGAAUAUUCAAGCGGGAAGUUUGAAUCCUACAACCUUAUGUGGGCUCUUGGCUUUUUCUUCCCAACGUGUAUUGUUCGAAAAUCAUUUGCACGUUUCUGCCCCUCGAGUUACGGGCUCCUCUGUACAUUCUUAUCCCCAGAAACUUGCUUUGUGCUCCUUUUGAGGUGCAAGGAAGUUUUGCUUAUGAUCUCUUGUAACACUAGCCAGUUAAUCUUUGUCAUAAAAAAAAAUCCCCAUUUUUUUCCCCCAUUUUUCCAGUA
Physcomitrium patens is the source of this 7312-nucleotide messenger RNA. The record is from RefSeq and is a predicted model, not a curated record. Lineage: Eukaryota; Viridiplantae; Streptophyta; Bryopsida; Funariales; Funariaceae.